This is a messenger RNA of Bacillus rossius redtenbacheri, 1871 nucleotides long. RefSeq names its product rRNA methyltransferase 3A, mitochondrial. Gene Ontology annotation, biological process: RNA processing. The coding region runs from base 518 to 1834 and encodes 438 amino acids. Gene Ontology annotation, molecular function: RNA binding; RNA methyltransferase activity. NCBI's taxonomy places the organism in Eukaryota, Metazoa, Arthropoda, Insecta, Phasmatodea, Bacillidae. The transcript is spliced from 4 exons. The record is from RefSeq and is a predicted model, not a curated record.
GUAGUCGGAUGCACACCGGCUUACGAUGCGAGAGGUUCUGGGUUCGAGUCCCGUGUAAGGAAUGGGUGUCAAUCUAUGUACGAUAAUUUGGAUUAUGAUAUGAUAAUGAAACAAGGAUUCAAAUACGAAAUGAAAUGACCCUAUGGCCAUUGGCGCACCGCUGUAGGCCACCAAAAAUUAUUGAAGUGAAGUGAAUUCAUAGACCCGGCAUGCGAAAGAAAAGAAUACAUACGGCUAAAAUGUCUACUUGUUUUCAACAAAACAAAUCCUAUUCACGGUGAAGUGUUAACAAUAUUAUCUUUACAAUUUUUUUUUUUUUACGCUGGCUAGAGAAAAAUUAACAAUCGAUCAGUACUCAUUUCAAAGUUGAGUUAAACAUCUUCGACUUGUUUUCAAAACAACCUAACCUAACCAUUUACCCAAGGACCUUCGUAAGAGCCUAGUACAAUUUAAAUACUGUAGAUAAAUUUUUAUCUUUUACAGUUUGUUUUUUAAGGGAAGUAGAAUUCUUAGUGAGAUGUUUUCACCAAUUAAAAUACUAGUUUGUUGUAGCAGACGUUUAAUUUCAAGACCUCACCUUCGUUGCAGUGUUGUGCGGGAUUAUUGUCGGUGGGUUCAUCGCCGACCCGUGCGUGUUGUCGAGCCAGAGGAUUAUGAAAAUGGCAAACUGAAAAGUAGAACUCAAGCAAGGCUUUAUAGGCAGACUGAUAAUGAAUCUUCACAAAUCCUUACCGCCAGUGAAACAAGUGCCGAUUUACCUUCAGAUCAGUCAGAUGAAGUAGGGGAAAGAAUUUCGUCAUACGAAAUUCAGAUGGCAAAUACACGUUCUCCAAACAGCAGAAGCCAUAAAUUGAAGGUGCAGAAGGGCAAAAAUGACACAUCCAAAAAAUCUGCUUCUGAGAAUGAAACACCAUUCUAUACCAAAUUAAGUGAAAAUGAUGCUAUGUUUAGCAACUUGAUGAGCUCUGUCAAGUCGAAGAAACAGCGAGAGAAGAAAGGCUACAUCCUGCUGGAAGGGCGAAGGCUCAUUGCCGACUCACUCGCAGCGGGGGUCGUCCCCCGGUACGUGUUCUUCAGCCGCACGAGCGACGUGGCGGGCCUGCGACUGCCUGCGACUCAGCUCUACAAGAUCCCGUACAAGACCAUCUCCCUGUGGUCGGACGUGACUACCUCCCAGGGAGUAAUUGCAAUCUGCAAACUACCAGCCUCCGAGGACAUAGAGUCAUCAGGCGAAGAGCUACCCCUGACCAUCGUUUGCGACAACGUGCGAGAGCCAGGGAACCUGGGAGCGAUACUGAGAACAGCCGUCGGAGCGGGAUGCCGGCAGGUGGUGCUCACAAAAGGUUGUAUGGAUCUGUGGGACCCGAAGGUUCUUCGAAGUGGAGUGGGGGCUCACUUCCGGAUGAAGAUCUUCCGAGACGUGGCUUGGGAAGAAGUGUCGGAUAUUCUCGGAACGAGUUUCGUGUGCCUUGCGGAUAACAAUCUGGGUGACGCGGACUGCGGUGAAUCGGAAACCGGUGAACAUGACCAGGAGGCCAAGGACCCUCAGGCCAGGCACACGGUACCCGUUGUCCCGUACUACGACGUGAAUUACGCCCGCCAGACCUCUGUGGUGCUGGUCCUGGGGGGCGAGGCCCACGGACUGAGCCCCUCGGCCUACCAGCUGGCCGCGAGCAGGAAGGGCGUCCGGGUGCACAUACCCCUCGCCAACGGCACGGAGAGCCUCAACACAGGCACGGCCCUGGGGGUCAUCGUAUUCGAGAUGAAGAGACAGUUUCUUACACGCAUUCCCGACGAAUCUGAAGACGACAGUUUUUCUGUAACAAAAGGCUGAUUUAUCCUGUGUAAACAAUAAAGUUUGAAAACUUGUA